Messenger RNA from Carya illinoinensis, 678 nucleotides. Its product is annotated as protein FAR-RED IMPAIRED RESPONSE 1-like. Gene Ontology annotation, molecular function: zinc ion binding. The transcript is spliced from 3 exons. Bases 1 to 678 code for a protein of 225 amino acids. The record is from RefSeq and is a predicted model, not a curated record. Lineage: Eukaryota; Viridiplantae; Streptophyta; Magnoliopsida; Fagales; Juglandaceae.
AUGGAUGGAGUAAUCGCGACUUACUCGGUUGAUAAUGAAGUUAACGCUGAAGAUUUCAUUAAGGAUGUUACUUAUACUGUUUUGUUUAAUGAGACGAAGUGUCUUUGUAGGUUGUUUGAGAUGCGAGGGAUAAUAUGUAGACAUAUUCUUUCCAUCUUUUCAGCUAGGAAAGUUCAUGAGUUGCCGGAAAAGUACAUAUUAGACCGUUAUAGAAAUGACAUUAAACGUAAGUAUACUCUCAUUCCGAGCAAUUAUGACGUUAUUGAUCUGAGGCCAGAAACUGUUAGGUAUAAAUGUCUAUUAAAGAUUUUUUAUGAGGUAAUAACAAAUACUUGCACUCAAGAUGGGCAUACUGAGGAUAUGGUAUCAAAGUUGUAUGCGAUGAAUGAAGUAUACUGCACCUCGAAGCCCCACAACAUAGAUUUCAAUGUUGGAGUAAGUACUGUGAAUGUAGCCACGAAAGGAAGUUCGAAAAAGAGACGUAGAUUGGACAGCGAAUUAUUGGAAAGCACUGGAAAUCAACUUGAUGGAAAUCAAGAAAAUGUACAAACUCCUGUAAUGGUGGAUCAAGAAAGUGCACAACAAGAAGUGAUGGGGACACAAGAAAGUAUACAACUAAGGAUAGAUGGGACACAACCAGAGACGACAGAUGGAAUGCAGCCAAAUAACAUAUUGUAG